Messenger RNA from Rhincodon typus (whale shark), 2082 nucleotides. It is a transcript of the gene cdhr1a, whose product is annotated as cadherin-related family member 1a. Gene Ontology annotation, cellular component: plasma membrane; catenin complex. Gene Ontology annotation, molecular function: calcium ion binding; cadherin binding. Bases 1 to 2082 code for a protein of 693 amino acids. The transcript has 14 exons. Lineage: Eukaryota; Metazoa; Chordata; Chondrichthyes; Orectolobiformes; Rhincodontidae. Gene Ontology annotation, biological process: homophilic cell-cell adhesion. The record is from RefSeq and is a predicted model, not a curated record.
AUGAAGUAUGUAGAAAUAUGCCAGGAAGCCAUUUUUCUCGCUGUGACAUAUAUCUCCUUACUUCAAGCAGAUUACGCUCCUUACUUCUAUGACAAUGCACCAAACAGCACCAAUGGGAACAUGGCUAUGUUGAGCAUUCCUGAAGAUACACCUAUAGGAUCACAUCUGUACACUUUAAAUGGCACAGAUCCAGAGGGAAAUUCAGUCACUUAUGACAUGACCUUUGAACCUGGAACAAAACACUAUUUUGCAGUGGAACCUCAAACAGGAAAUGUCACUUUGCUGGAGGAGCUGGACAGAGAGAAAGAAGAUGAGAUUGAAGUACUUGUCGGUAUUUCUGACAGUGUGAAUAAAGUUGUCGAGAAGGUUCAAAUACUUGUAACAGAUGCCAAUGAUGAGUGCCCAGUGUUCAUUAAUACACCUUAUAUCAUUAAUGUCCCUGAGGACACCCCUUCAGGGACCAGCAUAUUCAAGGUGUAUGCAGUGGACAAAGACACUGGAUCUGGAGGCAGCGUCACUUAUUUUCUGCAGAAUACGCGUAAGAACAAGUUUUCGAUAGACCGAUACAGUGGGGUCCUUCGCCUAAAAUCAAGCGUAAAUUUGGAUUUUGAGAGGUCCACAGGCCACUUUGUUACUGUCACAGCCAAGGACGGAGGUGGAAAGUUGAGGGGAAAGCAUCGAAUUUGCUCUUCCUCAACCACUGUAACGAUCAAUGUUUUGGAUAUUCAGGACACUCCUCCCAUGUUUUCUGGCACACCGUAUUUUGGAUUUGUAUAUGAAGAUACCGAACCUGGUUCAGAAAUAUUUAAUGUGAUCGCCUAUGACGGAGACCGUGGGAACCCCAAUCUAAUCCAUUACACUAUUGCACAUGGAAAUGAUGGAUCUUUUGAUAUUAAUAGCACAACUGGAGCUAUUACACUUCUUCAAGCCACAGAGCUUCUUCAGAAGGACAUUUAUAAACUUCUAAUUCAGGCAAAUGAUGCUGACUCAGAAAUUUGGGGAGAUGUGAAGUAUUCUAUAUAUGGAACAGGAGCUGAUCUAUUUCUGAUUCACCCAUCUACAGGGAUUAUAUACACUCAGCCCUGGGCUGUGCUGGAUGCUGAGGUACAAUCUAGAUACAAUUUUAACGUCAAAGCGGCUGAUGUGGAAGGAAAGCAUAGCUUGGCUGAGGUCUUUGUAACAGUCCUAGAUGUCAAUGAUCACUACCCAGAAUUUAAUGAGGAUAUUUUGGAGAAGGUCAUGAUAAUUGGAUUGCCUGUGAAAGUUGAGGCCAAAGAUGAAGAUGCAGAAGAACCAAAUAAUAUUGUAGAUUACUCAAUAACGCAAGCAGAUCCUGCAAAUGUCUUUGACAUUGAUCAAGCCACAGGGGAAAUUGUUCUGAAGUCCUAUAUUAAAUCUCUGGAGGUCAUUCACAACAUCACCAGAAACAAAGACUGUCAGUGGUCACUAGUGGUGCAAGCUAAGGACAGAGGCUCCCCUUCGUUCAGCACAACAGCGGUUGUGAGGAUCGACAUUACAGAGGAGACUUCAGGCAAAGGGCACAUGGCAGACUUUUUGUUGCAAUCUAAAGAUAAUCCUAUGAAAAUCCUAGGAGUGCUAGCUGGCAUAGUUUGUUUUUUUGUGAUGUUUACAAUCUUAAUUUCGACAAUCAUGUUUUGGCGAAACAAGAAGUCCAAUAGAGUUGGCCCGGUGAGGCGUAUCAUAAAGAAAAGGCCAUACCAUAGAUCAAAGACUCGCAGAUCUAAAUGGUUCCAAAAUAAGAAAUCAGGCAAAAGAAACAUUGGUUUCACGGUCUCUGAAGCCAACCACAAUUUGCAAGAUGGGAGCGCUCGAUGUAACUGCCCACCACUUCCUUUGCCAUGUGCACCUUUGCUUCCUCCUCAACCUUUUAUGCUCCCGACCAGUCUCAACAAGCCAGACUGGGUACUGCCUACGGUGUCGGGAUCGCUCAGCUCCAAGGUGUCCCAUAUCCCUCAACAGUCAAAAUGCAAGGUAUCGAACAUCAACAGUGCCCUGGUAUCAGAGCUUAAACAGCGAUUCGAACAGAGAAAGAAUGAAGAUGCUUCUAAGCUAUAUUUAUGA